This is a messenger RNA of Pseudocercospora fijiensis CIRAD86, 849 nucleotides long. RefSeq lists its product as uncharacterized. Gene Ontology annotation, biological process: transmembrane transport. The record is from RefSeq and is a predicted model, not a curated record. Lineage: Eukaryota; Fungi; Ascomycota; Dothideomycetes; Mycosphaerellales; Mycosphaerellaceae. The transcript is spliced from 4 exons. The coding region runs from base 1 to 849 and encodes 282 amino acids. Gene Ontology annotation, cellular component: plasma membrane. Gene Ontology annotation, molecular function: water channel activity.
AUGGAAGACAAGCUAUCCUUUGGUAGGCCAAUGGCGGGCAUCUUCCAACCUCGCGAGCAUGCGAAGCAAUCGCCAGCACGCAACCAUUUCGUUGCGGCGACGGGAGAAUUUGUGGGAACGUUUAUGUUCCUCUUCUUUGCAUACCUAGGACACAGCAUGUCUGUGGCAACGGCAUCUGAUACGAGCAGGAUUGGCACCAACAGCAAUUCAACCAUCAUUUACAUCUCCAUGAGCUAUGGACUGUCGUUGCUCGUUACUGCCUGGGCACUCUAUCGAGUAUCAGGAGGCCUUUUCAAUCCUGCUGUGACACUCGGCCUUGUUAUCACAGGCCAGCUGCCCGCAGUCAGAGGUGCCAUCUUCUUUCCCACACAGAUUAUAGGUGGCAUCGCCGCAGCUGCAGUAGCAAGUGCAAUCAUUCCAGGAGACAUAGCAGUCACCCAAACAACCCUUGCCAACGGCAUGAACCAAGCGCAAGGAGUCUUUCUAGAAAUGUUCUUGACAGCCUACCUGGUCUUCGUCAUCCUCAUGCUGGCGGCCGAGAAGUCCAAAGCAACGUUCAUCGCACCAAUUGGCAUCGGAAUGGCCCUCUUCGUCGCGCAGAUCGCAGGCGUCUACUAUACCGGAGCUUCACUCAACCCAGCUCGCAGCUUCGGUCCAUGUGUCGCUGCGGCAAAGUUUCAAGGAUACCACUGGAUCUACUGGAUCGGACCCUUUCUCGGAGCCAUUAUUGCCGGCGGCUACUUCCACUUCGUCAAGUUCUUCAACUACUAUGAAGCCAAUCCCGGACAAGACAGCGCUGGAGGCGCUUUUGCCGAUGACAUCAAUGUGUCUGUAUCUCUGGGAAGAUGA